Messenger RNA from Penicillium atrosanguineum, 816 nucleotides. RefSeq names its product YoaK family protein. The transcript has 2 exons. The record is from RefSeq and is a predicted model, not a curated record. Lineage: Eukaryota; Fungi; Ascomycota; Eurotiomycetes; Eurotiales; Aspergillaceae. Bases 1 to 816 code for a protein of 271 amino acids.
AUGGAGAAAGCCUCUCGGCCCACAGCGGUCCCCGAUCUCGAGUCCAGUCUCCGGCGGGACAAGCCUCGGGAGUCCACUCUCUCUCGCCAGUGGAGGCAGAACCUGGACCCUACCCAUGCCGACCUGGUGUGCCUGCUGCUGUGUUUCCUGGCCGGACUGUGCGAUAGCAGCGCCUACAAUGUCUGGUCCUGCUUUUUGGGAAUGCAAACCGGAAAUACCAUCUUCCUGGGUCUUGGUGCCUCCGCUCUGCCUAAAAGCAAGCCCUGGGGCUGGCUCAAAUCCCUCGUCUCCAUCGUCUCCUUCUUCACCGGCGCCAUGAUCUUCUCCACUAUCAUGCGGCGCGUGGGCACUCUCCGUCGCGGCACUCUUUUCGUUUCCUUCCUCGUUCAGACCAUCCUGAUCAUCAUCGCCGCUGUUGUUAUUCAGGCCGACCUGAUCCCCCACACGUCGACCGACAUGUCUCUGGACGGGGGCCAGCUCUUCCUGGAGCUGAUCCCUAUCGGUCUGCUCGCUUUCCAGUCCGCCGGUGCGAUGACCUGCAGUAGGUCGCUCGGGUUUAAUGAAAUCCCGACCGUGGUUCUGACUAGCGUCUAUUUCGAUAUUGCGUCGGAGCCCAGGAUCGCAGAGAAAUCCAUAACCAACGUCAAGCGGAACAGUCGGAUCGGAGGGGUGGUGUCGUUGCUGAUCGGUGCGAUUGUAGGUGGGUGGCUCAGCCGCAGCAGCGGUAGCAUGGAGUCGGCUCUGUGGAUGGCGGCGGGACUGAAGUUCGUUGCGGCCGUGGGGUGGCUGUUCUGGAAAGCGGCGGCGCCCAAUUAG